AUGUCGUCGAAUACUCAUCAACCAGCAUCACUUAAUAAAAAACAACGACGUAGAAAAGCUCGAGCUAAUUUGCAAGAAACGCAACCGCCUGAUAAUGAGCAGAACGAAAUCGAUCAAACGGAGGCAAUAUUAACCACUGCGCAUAAGCAUCAAGAGACCAGUGAUGUAGCCUUGGAAACCAAAGAAAUGCAAGCACCUACAUUAGACGCUAAUAAACAAGUAGAGGAUAACGCAUCAGCAACAAUUCCUAAGUCUGAGAUAAAGUCAAAUGGAGCGAUAGCAUUGGCUGCAAUAGUCAAUACUGAGAAGAACGGUCGUAUAUUUGAUGAGGAAACACCAUCUAGUUCACCUCAUUCAACACCUCCGAUAAUUCGACGUCGAAUGAAACGUAUUCCAAUAACAUCAGCCAUUCCUUUAUUGCCUCCAGUUGACCAAACCACUGGUCCACCACCUAAACCAAUGCCCGGCACAAAAGGUACCUCAACAGAAGUCUAUGUUAAUCAUUUUCCCGUUAGAGUAGCAUCUGAUUUGAUGCUUUAUCAAUAUGAUGUUAUCAUAGAAAAACCCAAUUUUCGGUCACAAAGCACUUGGGAUGAAGUACUGAGUCGUGAUCAUCGUCGACGAUUUGUACAACAAUUAGCUGACAACAAUGCAUUUGAUUAUAUAUACUGGUAUGAUGAAGGUAAAUGUUUUUAUUCAACAACGCAUCUAAGUCAACACCGGUUUCCAAUAAUUUAUACCCUUCCGUCCGGUCAUCAAGACAAUUUUCGUUUAUGUAUUCUUAAAUUAGCUGGUCAAUGGUCAACAUCAACUAUAGUUGAUUAUCUUCGUUCACCUAAUUCCAAUGUCCCAUUGAGUGCUAUUCGUAUACUAGAGACAUUACUCAAACAAGCUCUAUUACCCGUCACUCAUUGUGAAGGUUCAUUAUUUUAUCGAGAUCAACCUGAACCUGAUAAGCGUUUACCAGAUGGUUUUGAAUUACGUUUAGGAUUUUUUCAAGCAUUAUGUUUAACACAAAAAGGAUUAACAUUAAAUUUACAAACAACAUUAACAAAAUUCUAUCCAUAUAUGGAUAUACUUGAUUUUCUUCAAGAACAUUUAAAAAAAGAUAUUCGAAAACAUGGUAUGACAAAUCAUGAUUAUGAAAAAGCUAAACAAGUAUUAAAUGGUUGUAAAAUAACUACAAGACAAUCAAAUUAUACACAAAUUUAUCAAAUUCGAAGUUUUUCUGAUAUUCCCGAACGACAAGUAUUUGAUUUUAUAAAAGAAGUCAAUGUAAAUGGACAAAAAACUCAUUCAACUAUUCACUAUAAUCUUGUUGAUUAUUAUCGUCAUGAAAAAAAUAUUCAACUUCAUUAUCCAAGAUUACGUUGUUUACAAUGUUAUUUUUUACAUGAAAGACAUGAUCCAAAACAUUUACCUAUGGAAGUUUGUCGAAUACUACAAUGGCAAGAAUGUGAACGUGAGGUUUGUUUUUAAUUAAAAAAAAAAAAUAUAUAUAUAUAUAGUCAAAACCAAAAGUUGAAGUGAAAUUAAUUUUUCAGUAUUUUUUUCACAUUUUAUUUUGCAAUUCUUUUUUUUUCAUAUUAAGAGGUAUGGAUCUGAUUCAAAUGGUGAUAUAGAUAGUACGAGAGGCCAACUACAUGAUGUAUUAUAGAACG
This is a messenger RNA of Rotaria sp. Silwood1, 1661 nucleotides long. The record is from the annotation of a GenBank genome assembly. NCBI's taxonomy places the organism in Eukaryota, Metazoa, Rotifera, Eurotatoria, Philodinida, Philodinidae.